AUGUGGCUGCUCCAGGGUCGCUUCGCUGAGGACAGCCGCCAGGAGCUGAGCAAGCUCCUCAAGUACGGACAGACCUACACCAUCGGUCGCAAGAUCCCCGCCGACAUUGUCGUCGAUAGCAAGUUCGUGUCCCGCAACUCCUGUCACAUCACCAUCGCCUCCGAACAGUCCAUCGAAGCUCGCCUUGCAGCUGUCACCGAUCCGCUCGCCUUUCACAAUGAUAUCUCCCUUCGACCGCGCGUCACCAUCCGCUUCGAGGCCAACAAGAGCAGAAAGACGUUUGCCGUCACCAAACAGUCCGCCCCUACCACCAGCACCGCCACAACAGACCCCACAGAUGCCAUCGAGGUGCAUGUACCUCCAGACCAGCAGCACACGCUCGAACAUGGCGAUUCCUUCGCACUCACCACCACCAUCUCCCUCCGCCUUGUGUGGCAGCCAUUCGCCGUCUGCUUUGCUGCACGAAUCAAGGACAACGCCAUAGCGCCUCUCAGAAAGCCUGCGCUCCAGCUCGGCAUCCAUCUCUCGCCAGCAAAGUCACGCUGGAAGGACGGCUACACGCAUCUGUGUCUUGCGCAGCUCAACUCCACCGAGUCUGUCCUCUGCGCCUUGCUUCAGGCACGCCCACUCGUCUCCAUCGACUACUUCCACGAGCUCUUUCGCAGAGCAGAACUGCCUCGUCAUGACCCCGCCUCACUCGAAACCACAUUCGACGAUCUGUCGCCCGCAGCCUACGCACCUCCCGUCGACCCAGGAGAGUUAAGCGAGCUUAUCGACACCCCCAAUCGGCUCGUACCCGACCAGCGUCGCACCUACAUGCUAAAGGCGACUAUGUGCGUCUUUUUUGCGCUUCCCAGUGAUCAGGCCGAGGUCACCAUCUACAAGAACGUCCUCGCAGUGGCGGGUGCACAUGUCUUCACCCACAAUCCCGUCGCUGAAAAGCUCGAGACCAAGGCCGACUUUGCCCAGCUCCUCAUGCCGUACAAGAAUAGCGCGCUCUCCUACUGGCGCAACAGCAGCGCACAGGCACGCAGCGAGGCGCCCGAUGAUGGUCUCGUCGUGCUCGUCAGCGGCGAGCAUGCCGAUUCGGCGUGGGGACAAGCGUGUGCGGUGGCGUGCAGCAAUCUACGCAUCGCCAUGCCCACAGGCUUUCAUGGACUCACCAGCGCCAUCCUCACAGCCGACGUCCGCGCACACCUCAAUGUCUUCCCGAAGAUGCCCGACGACGGCGGCGCAUCCAUGCUUCCUCCUGCCACGAUGCCCGUCUCUUCUCCGCCUCCUCCGCCUUCCACGCCACAGAUCCGUGAGGAGACGCGUUCGAAUGAUGCAUCUGCUCGGAAGCAGCCUUCGCCCAAGCGAAUUGAAGCGCCGGCAGCAGCCCCAGUUGAGCGAAGGGAAAGCCUGGCCAUCGAUGCACCGAUAUCCGAAAAUGUGCCACCCCCACAGAGCGCAACGGAAGGGCAGAGGAGACCACUGACCCGCAGAACACGCAAGCCAGUCUCGGAAGCAAACGAGGCCUCCUCCCACACCACAGCGAUGGAUCCGCCUUCUAUCUCGGCACCCACAGAGAGCACAGAUGCCCAUGCGGCCGGCGCCGAGGCCUCUGAAUCCUUGGAACCGCAGGGUGGCUUGCAAACGGCUCGCUCGGCGCGCAGUGGGCUCACCAGGCGUACAGGUGCAACUCGCACCAACUCUCGUCGCUCCGACAUUUUCGAUGCCAUCUUACAGCCGGGCGAUGCAAACGCUUCCGCAGAUGCGUCCGCAAACACCAGCGGCUCCGUCGAGACGCAAGCUGGUGGCACGACUUCGGUGCCGCGCAGCCGACGCUACAGAAUGGAUCUGGACGAGGAGGACCGAGCCCAGACGCAGUCCUUGGUGGAUGCGCAAGCCUCGAGUCAAAGCCAAGCGGUCGAUCUCGGCAAGAGAAAGUCGCCGCCGCCCGUGGUCGGUGAUGAGACCGCACAUACCUCGAAGCGGACGCGCACCGAGGCGACUGCCGCAGACCCAGCACCGGAAGCGACACGCAUUGUCCGCGCUGAUACAGAUGCUGCACAGGGACUAGCCGAGGGCGCACAGCCCGACACGGAGCCUCAUUUCCUGGCGGCGCUCAACACGCAGCGCGCACAGGUCAGCGCGGUCGACGACUUUGACGCCGACUUCAACCGGCUCACCAUCGCCAAGGGCGCGUCGGGUCCGUUGGACCGCCACGUCGCCUCUCGAUCGACGAAGGCACAGGCGCAACCAGCACGCAAGGAUGCAGCGGUGGAUGAGAAUUACGAGGCAUUCAAGCGGAUGGCGGAGGAAGAACUGCGUAUGCACGUGCGCGGCAACUUUGUCCAGGUCGACUUUGUUCCGCUUGUCCGCAAGCCCACAGCCCGCACAGCCACGGCGACAAACGCAGGCCCGAACUUUAAGAAGUUUCGACGCAAGGCCGAGGCAGGCACGCCGCGGCAGGAUGCGCAGGUCUCGCGCACCCAGGUGGCGCUCACGCUGCCCGAGAGCAACGACUACGGGCUGGGCGAGGCAUACUGGGAGCAGAACGACGAGACUUCUCUCCCGCACGAGGGGGCGGCGGCCACUCGUCGCGGUCGCGCAAAGGUCGCACUGGAUCCAGCCUCGGUCGAAGGUGGGGCUGUCGAUCUGGGACUCGAUGGUCUGGACGAGGAGUCGGAUGACGGCGCGGAUAUGACGACGCUGCUAGAACGGCGGCAUGGCCGACCAUCGCAGAGAGCGUCGCAGGCGCGCGGCAGGAAACGACCCGUGGCGAUGGUCGACGAGAGCGACGACGAGGUCGUGCCGUCUCGAGUCGUACCGCGCGCGGCGGUGAAGGCGGCCAAGACAUCAGCGGCCAUGGUGAUUGACGACGACGAGGAUAGCGACGAGGAUGCGGACGACGACGGAAACUUUGCCGGCUUUGGUCGCAGCUCUUCCACGCGCCGCAGACGCGAUGUGCCUGCUACUGCGUCCGGCCGCACGCGGCGCACAGCCUUUUAA
Molecule: messenger RNA, 2994 nt
Organism: Moesziomyces antarcticus
Lineage: Eukaryota; Fungi; Basidiomycota; Ustilaginomycetes; Ustilaginales; Ustilaginaceae
Exons: 1
Coding region: 1-2994 (997 amino acids)
Biological process (GO): double-strand break repair via homologous recombination; mitotic G2 DNA damage checkpoint signaling
Cellular component (GO): Mre11 complex
Molecular function (GO): damaged DNA binding
Source: RefSeq, a predicted model, not a curated record